Phalaenopsis equestris is the source of this 792-nucleotide messenger RNA. Its product is annotated as tubby-like protein 4. The record is from RefSeq and is a predicted model, not a curated record. Lineage: Eukaryota; Viridiplantae; Streptophyta; Magnoliopsida; Asparagales; Orchidaceae. The transcript is spliced from 7 exons. The coding region runs from base 1 to 792 and encodes 263 amino acids.
AUGGAUGUGGACCAACCCUUCGCUCCAGAGGCGGUCGAGGGACCUUAUGUUACAGCUCAAGGAACAAGUGCACCCAACCGUCUGUCUGGUCCUGAGGACGGUGAAGGGGAGACCAACGGUAGGUGGAGAUCAGCGUCAUCAUUGGCUCGCCAGAUGGAUAAAAUGGUGGACUCCUUCGACCGGGAAGUUAACCUACAGGAAGGGCAGGGGAGGCAAGACCGAAAACUAGCUAUUGCUCGCCAUAUAAGGAAAAGAAGUGGCAGGUCUGAGUUCAUUAUAGCACAAAACUCCAAAGGAAUAUUUUACAGUUCAGACGAAAGCUUUUUGGGAACCAUAACUUCAAAUCUGAUGGGAUCGAAGUACCAAAUAUGGCACCAGGGAAGGAAGCUUGAUUCCAUGAAAUCUCAAUCUUAUCUUAUGGGCGUUGCUGAGUUCGUACCCACCAUCACCACACUUGCAGGCAAUUUCAGAAGAAUGAGAGUGUACAUACCCAAACAAAAUCCAAUACAAACUAAAACCACAAACAAAACAACACAGAUUCAAGAAAUCAUUGGUCUUCCUAAAUACUGGGAAGAGAAGAAAAACAUAGCUGACCAACUAUUCUCCAGGGUGCCAUACUAUAACAAUAUAACUAAGAGAUAUGAACUAGACUUCAGACAGGGAGCUGGAAAAACAGGUUCUCAGAUUCAAACAUCAGCUAAGAACUUUCAGCUGACGAUGGAGCACGGAAGGCAGACAAUUCUGCAGCUAGGGAGAGUUGAAAAAUCUAAUUAUAUGAUGGAUUACAGGUAA